Molecule: messenger RNA, 2658 nt
Organism: Stylonychia lemnae
Lineage: Eukaryota; Ciliophora; Spirotrichea; Sporadotrichida; Oxytrichidae
Source: the annotation of a GenBank genome assembly
AUGGAGGCGCAGGCCUCAACAACGAUUUCGUUGAAAUGGGAUUAGACCCUGCUUCAUAUGAAGCCCUUGAAAAAGACUUCCAAGAGGUAAAAUACAAUCACUUCCUAAUCUUACAUUAAAUAUCAGGUUCUCCAAGAAUUAGUUGGAGAUCAAAGUAUGGAAAGAUUCAGAAAUGAGUAUGAAAAGUUGCAUAGAGCUCUUAAAACAUCAUAUGAAUCCGAGAAGCGUUUAGUUAAAAGAUGCAAAGACUUAAAUGAUACCAUUCUCUAAAACGCUGCAAGAGUCAAAGCUGCUAUUAAGUUAACUCAAGAAGAUUCAUAAACCAUUGCUAUCCUGAGAAAGGAAGUUGAUAAGGCAUGGAAACUAGUCGAAUAGGCUAAAGAGAAAGAGGAAAAGGCUAGAAAGAUUAUUCAAGAUUUGAGAAAUGAAAUCGCACAUCUUAAUAAGAUUGUCGAAUAAGGAUCAGGUCUAAGUAUUGGUCAAGACAACACAGUCCAUAAUCUAAUGAGACAAAAGGAUGAGUUGAAGAAAGAAUGCGAUCAAAAGACUGAGACCAUUAAUGACCUCGAAACUCAAAAGAGUUCUUUGAUGGAGAGAAUUCAUAAACUUGAAAACGAUCUAAUCAGAGAAAAAGACGAUAUUGAGAAGUAUAGACACGAGAUCGAAAAGCUCAAGGAUGACAAAUCAAGAGAGGAGAGAAAGAACAAGUAUGCUGAGGAGGAAAAGAAGAAUCUCUAAGGUACUGUUCAAGACAAGGAAAACUUGAUUGACAAAAUGAAGGAGGAGAAGACCAAAAAGGAUUCUGAAAUCGACAACCUCAAUAAGAAAAUCUAAAAUCUUGAAGCUUAACUUAAGGAUAAAUCUGAGAAAUACGCUGUCAAGACAGCUGAAUACAAAAAACUAGAGGAAAUCGCUGGUCAAUUUGAAAAAGAUAAGCAUAAUCUCCUUUAGAAGUUUAAUCAGACAGAUUUAGAGUUGAGUGAGACAAGAAACAAACUGAAGCAACUUGAAAAGGAAAAUAAGAAUUUGCUAAGAGAAAACAACACUUUAAUGAAUGAUAAGGAUAGAAUGGCUAGAGAGAAGAUGGAAGCACUAAAUGAGAAGAACAUCACUAAAGCAGGUGUCAAUGCUUUGACAAGAGAAAUUGAAUAUCUUAGAAAACAAACCGAAGGUGAGAAAUCAAAUAUCAUCAAUCUCAUCAGAGACAGAGAUAUGAUGAAGAAGAGCAUCAUAAAGGCUGAGGAAGAUAAUUAAAAGAACAAAGAAGAACUUAUCAAUCAAAUCAAUGAAGUCAAAAAGCUGAAUGAAGAGAAAAAAGCUGAUAAGGAGAAUAUUGCUAGUCUUCUCAAGUCAAUUAGCAAGCUAGAAAAAGAAAGAGAUAAGUUCUCACAUGAAGCCAGUAAGGCAAAUGCUAAUCUUAUGCAAAUGGUCGAAGAAGUCAAAUUAAAGAAAAACUUAAUCUCUGAGUUAAAGAAAGAAAACAUCGAGUUUGAAGGUAAACUUAAGUAACAGCAAAAUCUCUAUGAGGCAGUCAGAUCCGAUAGAAAUCUUUACUCAAAGAACUUGAUUGAAGCAUAAGAUGAGGUUGCUGAGCUUAAACGUAAAUUCAAGAUUGCUUCUCAUCAGAUUUCUCAAUUGAAGGAUGAAAUUGAAGCUAAGGAUCAAGCAUUGACUAAUGAGCAUCACGAUUUGGCUGUUGCUAAAAAAGAAAUUGAUACAAUCAAGAGUUCAUUAGAAGCUGAAAAGAAAAAGAACGAAGAGGCAAGAUAAAUCAAGACAAAACUUGAAAAUGAGAUUCAAAAGCUUACCUAUAUUAUCAAAGAAGCUCACGAAGAGCAUGAAAAGCUCAAGAAAGAUUACCAAAAUGUUAUCAAUGAAAGAGAUAUUUUAGGAACCCAACUCAUUAGAAGAAAUGAUGAGCUCGCUCUUCUGUAUGAGAAGAUUAAGAUCCUUUAAUCAACUCUAGCUAAGGGAGAAGUUCAAUAUCAAGAGAGACUCGAAGAUAUUAGGCUACUUAAAUUCAAGAUUGCUGACUUAAAGUCAGAGCUUAGAAUUGUCAAAUCAUAAGCAUCUUAAAUCGGUGAUCUAAGAAAGGAAGUUUACAACCUUCAAUAGCAAUUAUUGACAGAGAGAUUAUAAGUUAAGGCACUUAGUGAGGAAUUAGAAAAUCCACUUAAUUAUCAUAGAUGGAGGAAGCUAGAAGGUACUGAUCCAGAUACUUGGGAAAUGCUUCAAAAGAUUUAGACUCUUUAAAAGAGAUUAAUUAAGAAAACUGAAGAAGUGGUUGAGAAGGAUGUUGUGAUUUAAGAAAAAGAAAAACUUUAUAUUGAACUCAAAAAUCUUUUGGCCAGACAACCAGGACCAGAGGUUGCAGAACAAUUGUCUAUUUAUCAACAGAACCUUAAGGAAAAAACAAGACAAAUGAAAGCAAUGGCUGCUGAGCUAAAUAUGUAUCAAGCUCAAGUAAAUGAGUACAAAUACGAGAUUGAAAGACUCACUAGAGAAUUGCAAGAUAUGAAGAGAAAGUACUACGAACAAAAGAGAAGAGAACAAGCACAAAGAGAAGCCCAAAAUAGAUUAGACAAAGGCAAUAGUAUUAAACAAAUGACUGCUCCAGUUCAAAGAUUCGCAGGAGGUGGUUACAGUCUUGCUGUUUGA